AUGUCUACUGAACUGGCUAAUUAUACAACGUGGAGUUGUCAAAAAUUCAAAUGUUCCGCUCGUGGUCUCAUCUUACCAUUUGGUAUCGAAGCAUGCAUGUCAAUACCAUUGCGAGCCACACUCUAUUUCAUAUUCCUUCUCUAUCUCUUUCUUGGUAUUGCAAUUAUUGCUGAUAUCUUCAUGUCCGCUAUUGAAACGAUCACAUCCAGACGACGUAAAAUUCAAUAUCCCGAUCCGCUACAAAAAGAUAAAUAUUUAACAGUCGAAGUUCGACUAUGGAAUGAUACUGUUGCUAAUUUAACAUUGAUGGCGCUCGGUUCAAGUUCACCAGAAAUUCUCCUAUCAAUUAUUGAAAUUAUCGGCAAUCGUUUCGAGGCCGGAGAACUUGGACCAGGCACAAUCGUGGGCUCUGCGGCUUACAAUCUUCUUAUGAUCUCUGCCUUAUGUAUUACGGCAAUAAAGACCCCCGAGACACGACGAAUCAAAUUGUAUAGUGUCUUUAUGAUCACGUCAUUCUUUGGCUUCUUCGCCUAUAUUUGGAUGUUCAUCGUUCUUUCGGUUAUAUCAAAAGACGUUGUCGACCUUUGGGAAGCUGUUAUAACAUUUCUUAUGUUUCCAUUGGUGGUCAUUUUAGCUUUUCUCGCUGAAAAGAACUUCUAUGCUUCAAACAAAAUCGACAUGGAAGAAGAAGAACAAACACUCAUACUAACUCCUCCUGAACUUGAUUCAACUGGUGCUGCACGAACUUUUCGUAAAGAUGAAUUGUUACAAUUCUUACGUGAUCUUGGUCAAUCAUCUAAUCUGUCAUUGGAAGAUAAAGCCCAAUUAUUUGCAGCUAAAUUAAGUGAAAGUAUGCAUAGAUCACGUAUGCAGUAUCGAAUUCAAGGAUCACGUAUGCUCACCGGUGGUAAAUCUUUGUUUGUCAAUCUUCCCGACAAGCUCCAAGAGAUACACGGUCGAUUACAAACACAUAAAACCAGCGAAUGGAAAGAGGAAGUAGCUGCUGCUGUUCAAGCACCACAUGAAGUACCAUGUCUUGAACUGAAUGCUGACGAAUAUGCCGUACUCGAAAACGAACAAAUUUGUGAAGUUGGCAUCUAUCAACGAGCUGUCAAACCACAGUCAUCAGAUGGAAAUCUUCCAGCUGACCAACCAAUCGGUGGUCGAAAAGGCACACUGUCGAAAUUAGAUUUUGAUGACGAUCCUCAGAUGGCGGUUCUUGAGUUUGCUUCUCCUAGUUAUGCUGUACUGGAACGCGAACAGCGUGUAACUGUCGAAGUCGUCAGAUACGGUUACACGAAUUCGACUAUAUUAUUUCGACUCGAUACAAUAGACGGUACAGCGACAGCUGGUGAAGACUAUGUCAAAUUAUCCGAAGAAUUUCGAAUGGAGCCCGGUCAACAAGAGAAGAAAAUUACCAUUCAUGUAAUCGAUGAUAAUCAAUGGGAACCAGAUGAAACAUUCUUCGUGAAGCUAUCUUUACCCGAAGGCGAAGAGACACGUACCAAACUAGGAUCGAAAACAGUUGCAUUGGUAACUAUUAUCAACGAUGAUGAACCGGGCUAUAUUGAAUUCGAAGAAACAAUUAAUUUAGUAAAAGAAAGCGUUGGCAAAGCAGAAAUUAAAGUCGUUCGUAUCAAUGGUGCUGAUGGCAAAGUUUCAGUGCACUAUCGAACUAAAGAUAUCGAUGCGGUAGGAACGAAAGAUUAUGAACCUAUUGAUACUGAAUUAGUCUUUGAGCACGGUGAAAUUUCAAAAAUCAUCGCCAUACCGAUUAUAAAUGAUCUUGAAGCCGAAAAAGAUGAAAGUUUUGCGGUUGAAUUAUAUGAUCCAACUGGUGGUGCACAAAUAGGUAAACAUCCGCGAACAGUUGUUACAAUUAUCAAUGAUGAUGAUUAUAAAACCAUGGCAAAUAAAAUGGCUUCGCUUGUUCAAGUGGAUAUUGAUAAAUUAAGUGUAACGAAAACGUCCUGGGGACAACAAUUUCGUGAUGCCAUGAAUGUGAACGGUGGCGAUUUAGAAACCGCAAAAUUUGGUCAUUACGUUGGCCAUUCACUUUCGUUCUUCUGGAAAGUUCUCUUUGCUUUCGUUCCUCCAACCUCCAUUGCUGGUGGUUGGUUAACAUUUUUCGUUUCACUUUUAUUCAUUGCUAUCCUAACGGCUGUUGUUGGUGAUGUAGCAGCUAUAUUUGGUUGUCUUGUCGGAUUGAAAGAUAGUAUCACAGCUAUAUCCUUUGUUGCUCUUGGUACAUCAUUACCUGAUACAUUUGCCUCGAUGAUUGCAGCGAAAAAUUCGAAAACAGCCGACGAUGCUAUUGGAAAUGUGACGGGAUCGAAUAGUGUCAACGUAUUUCUUGGCUUAGGACUUCCUUGGCUUGUCGCUGCUAUCUAUUGGGAAUCUAAGAAUCUUCCAUUUACGGUCAAAGCAGGCGAUUUAUCCUUUAGUGUACUUGUCUUUUCUAUUUGCUGUGUUCUUGGUAUGACCGUCCUUAUCCUUCGACGAUACUUAGGCUUUUUCGGCAAGGCUGAAUUAGGCGGUCCAACAAUACCCAAGUAUGUAUGUUCGAUCUUUUUUGUUCUGCUCUGGGUUGGCUAUUUGACAUUAUCUGGUCUUCAAGCUUACGGACAUAUUAAAUGGCAAAGUUAA
Molecule: messenger RNA, 2646 nt
Organism: Adineta ricciae
Lineage: Eukaryota; Metazoa; Rotifera; Eurotatoria; Adinetida; Adinetidae
Source: the annotation of a GenBank genome assembly